AUGCUGACCCGCAAGAAGACGCUCCUUAAAGUUAUCAUCCUCGGCGACCUGGGUGUGGGCAAAACCUCCUUGAUGCAGCAGUUUGUCAACUCCAAGUUUAGCCAGCAAUACAAGGCCACCAUUGGCGCUGACUUCCUCACCAAGGACUUGACCAUCAACGGAAAGACGGUUUCUUUGCAAAUCUGGGACACAGCUGGCCAAGAGCGUUUCCAGAGUUUGGGUGUUGCUUUCUACAGAGGCGCCGAUUGCUGUGUGCUUUGCUACGAUGUCACGAAUGAGAAGUCGCUUAACAACUUGGCGUCAUGGAAGGACGAGUUCUUGGUGCAGCUGAACGUGCUGAACCCGCAGGAUUUCCCCUUCAUCAUAAUAGGCAACAAGAUUGACGUGGACGAGUCCAGGAGGAUUCCUUCGUUGCAGAAGAAGUUGAUGAACAUCACCAACAACCAGUUGGGCGGAAUGAACUACCCUGUUUUCGAGACCUCGGCGAAGGACUCCAUCAAUGUCGAGCUGGCCUUUGAGGUCGUGGCCAAGAUGGCCUUGCAGCAGGAGGAGUUGAACGAGGGUGCUCGUAACGACAUCAAUGACGAUUACAACGAUGCCAUCAACAUCCAUCUGGAGAACGAGUCCAGGGGGUGUGCCUGUUGA
This is a messenger RNA of Candidozyma duobushaemuli, 645 nucleotides long. It is a transcript of the gene YPT72, whose product is annotated as Rab family GTPase. The transcript has a single exon. Gene Ontology annotation, biological process: regulation of vacuole fusion, non-autophagic. Bases 1 to 645 code for a protein of 214 amino acids. The record is from RefSeq and is a predicted model, not a curated record. Gene Ontology annotation, cellular component: vacuole; phagocytic vesicle; fungal-type vacuole membrane. Gene Ontology annotation, molecular function: GTPase activity; GTP binding. Lineage: Eukaryota; Fungi; Ascomycota; Pichiomycetes; Serinales; Metschnikowiaceae.